AUGGAAGAGAGGAACCAGACCAGCAGCUUUGAGUUCCUCCUCUGGGGACUCUCAGAUCGGCCAGAACAGCAGCGCAUCCUCUUCCUAGUGUUCCUGUGGAUGUACCUGGUCACGGUGGCUGGCAACCUGCUCAUCAUCCUGGCCAUUGCCACCGACGCCCGUCUCCACACUCCCAUGUACUUCUUCCUUGCCAGCCUGUCCUGUGCAGACAUCCUUUUCGUUACCACCACUGUGCCCAAGGCCCUUGCAAACAUCCAGGCCCAGAGCAGGUCCAUUUCAUAUGCAGGAUGCCUGACCCAGCUCUACUUCUUCUUGACUUUCGGGGACAUGGACAUCUUUAUCUUGGCCACAAUGGCCUAUGACCGCUAUGUGGCCAUCUGCCACCCUCUCCACUACAGGAUGAUCAUGAGUCCCCGCCGCUGCACCAUCCUGAUCACUGUCUGCUGGAUCCUUACAAAUCUUGUUGCCAUGAUCCACACUUUCCUCAUGUUCCGACUUUCCUUCUGCUACCAUAAAAUCAUUCCUGACUUCUUCUGUGACCUGGAGCCCCUCAUGAAGGUGUCUUGCUCUGACCCUCGGGUCAAUGAGCUCGUACUCUUCUUCUUCGGUGCAGCAGUCAUUUUAAUCCCCUUUACACUUGUCCUCAUAUCAUACACCCGCAUUGUUAUAGCUAUUCUCAGGGUCCCCUCUGCCCAGGGGAGGCGCAAAGCCUUCUCUACCUGUGGGUCCCAUCUUGUUGUUGUUGGUCUGUUCUUUGGGACAGUAAUCCGGGCUUAUCUGUUCCCCUCGUCCUCUUCCUUCAACUCAGUAGAAGAGGAUACAGCAGCUGCUGUGGUGUACACAGUGGUGACUCCCCUGCUAAACCCGUUCAUUUACAGCUUGCGGAACAAGGACAUGAAGGGAGCCCUGGGGAGACUUCUCAGGGGACAAGUCUCCUUCUUGAAAAGCCAUUGA
Condylura cristata (star-nosed mole) is the source of this 954-nucleotide messenger RNA. Its product is annotated as olfactory receptor 1P1-like. Gene Ontology annotation, biological process: G protein-coupled receptor signaling pathway. The coding region runs from base 1 to 954 and encodes 317 amino acids. NCBI's taxonomy places the organism in Eukaryota, Metazoa, Chordata, Mammalia, Eulipotyphla, Talpidae. The record is from RefSeq and is a predicted model, not a curated record. The transcript has a single exon. Gene Ontology annotation, molecular function: G protein-coupled receptor activity; olfactory receptor activity. Gene Ontology annotation, cellular component: membrane.